Messenger RNA from Thermothielavioides terrestris NRRL 8126, 549 nucleotides. RefSeq lists its product as uncharacterized. The transcript has 5 exons. Lineage: Eukaryota; Fungi; Ascomycota; Sordariomycetes; Sordariales; Chaetomiaceae. The record is from RefSeq and is a predicted model, not a curated record. Gene Ontology annotation, biological process: protein folding; protein peptidyl-prolyl isomerization. Bases 1 to 549 code for a protein of 182 amino acids. Gene Ontology annotation, molecular function: peptidyl-prolyl cis-trans isomerase activity. Gene Ontology annotation, cellular component: intracellular membrane-bounded organelle.
AUGGCGCCUACAGUCCUCCCCGAGUCGGGCAACCCGCUCGUCUUCUUCGACAUCACUCUUGGAGGCGAACCCCUCGGCCGCAUCACGUUUGAGCUCUUCAAGAACGUGGUGCCCCGGACGGCCGAGAACUUCCGCCAGUUCUGCACCGGCGAGAGCAAGAACCACCUGGGCCGCCCGCAGGGCUACAAGGGCUCCAAGUUCCACCGCAUCAUUCCCAACUUCAUGUGCCAGGGCGGCGACUUCCUCAACGGCGACGGCACCGGCUCGACCUGCAUCUACGGCACCAAGUCGUUUGCCGACGAGAACUUCACCCUGAAGCACGACCAGCCGGGCCUGUUGUCCAUGGCCAACGCCGGCCCCAACACCAAUGGCUCGCAGUUCUUCAUCACGACGGUGCCCACGCCGUUCCUGGACGGCAAGCACGUCGUCUUCGGCCGCGUCGUGGACGGCAUGGAUGUCGUGCGCAAGAUGGAGCACACCAAGACGGGUUACCGCGGCAAGGACGUGCCGAACCUGGACGUGGUCAUCGCGCAGUGCGGGGAGCUGUGA